AUCAGACUGAGCAGAUAAGAAUGUCAUGUGUUUCCUGCCAGGAGGAGCCUGUGAAGACUUCCAGUGACUAUCAGCUGACUGGCAUAGUCUCCCAUUUAGGAGGCAGCAUGAUGUCUGGCCACUACGUUAGUGACGUCCUGGGAGCCAGUGGACAAUUGCUCUGUUGUAACGACAGCCAGGUGUCGGUGUCCUGUGAAGCCUCUGUGCUGAGGUCCAGAGCCCGGAGUUCAUACCUGCUCUUCUACACGUACAGGACAGGGAAGCAGAAGGCCCCAUCUUACAGGGCCUAACGGGUCC
Esox lucius (northern pike) is the source of this 297-nucleotide messenger RNA. RefSeq names its product ubiquitin carboxyl-terminal hydrolase 25-like. The record is from RefSeq and is a predicted model, not a curated record. Bases 21 to 290 code for a protein of 89 amino acids. The transcript has 3 exons. Gene Ontology annotation, molecular function: cysteine-type deubiquitinase activity. NCBI's taxonomy places the organism in Eukaryota, Metazoa, Chordata, Actinopteri, Esociformes, Esocidae. Gene Ontology annotation, biological process: protein deubiquitination.